Messenger RNA from Lodderomyces parapsilosis, 1992 nucleotides. RefSeq lists its product as uncharacterized. The transcript has a single exon. The record is from RefSeq and is a predicted model, not a curated record. Gene Ontology annotation, molecular function: protein kinase binding. Lineage: Eukaryota; Fungi; Ascomycota; Pichiomycetes; Serinales; Debaryomycetaceae. The coding region runs from base 1 to 1992 and encodes 663 amino acids. Gene Ontology annotation, cellular component: cytoplasm.
AUGGGCAGUUUUGGUUACGCAAACUCCAUCGAAGGGGACGUUUAUAUUCAGCGGCUAGCAAGUUAUAUCAAAAAGAAUGAGGAAGCCUUGGCCAAUGGAUUACUAUGCUUCAGUAAAAAUAAAACAACAAUCAACAAGGUCAAACCCAUAAGGUUAACUUUCACUAUUCACCACUUGUACUACUUGACAGAACGCAUUGACCAGUCUACCAUGGGGGUCGAUGUUGGUCCAUUAAAUAUCAAAUUGGAUAACCCCAACCACGAACCCACAUUUGUUUCGUUCAUGGCAAACAAUGCAAGAUCAUCGCGGCAUUUCGAUAGUGAUGCGCGUUCAAUCACAUCUAUGAAUUCAAUGAAAUCUAUAGUCUCAAGUGCAUCCAUAUAUUGGAGAUCACUUUCAUUGAGUAAUGAUCCCAAGGUGAUUAAAAAAGAUAUUAAAUAUUUGUAUUCUUCUUUCACCAAAAUACCAUGUUUGAUACUCACACCAAAGACCAAAAUAAACAGCAUCAGCUCGUAUGAGGAAUAUCCAUGCGAUACAUCCGUUCCAAUCAAAAUGUUUAAGAAUUUGCAGGUUUUGGAAAUGAUAGAAUAUGAACCUAAUGAAAUCUUUGGAUGGAACUUUUUGAGCGACCAGUUGAGAAUAUUAAUCAUACGAAAAAGCAAGAUUACUGAUAUGGCAGAGUUAUUGUUUCACUUGGUGAUUGAUGAUGCAAAUGGAAGAUCUAGUUUCAACACCACAAAGCAAAAAUCGAUUCAAUUAGAUCCACCGUUUGAUUUGAGGGCAUCCAUUGACGAGCUGAAUACAAUGUUCAAAUACAAGCGGGAUCGUGGUUAUACAAAUGCAUCCAACGGAGCUGGCUCUUUUGGCGAUGCUGAGUAUGGUCGUUCAGAUACCUCACACAAACACAAGUGGUUGGCUUUGAAACAAUUGACGAUUUCGGAAACGUCUAUUGCACAUAUACCGAGACAAACGUUGAAACCAUUGGUGAAUUUAGUCAAAUUGAACUUGUCCAAUAAUCUCUUGGAGGAAUUGCCGGACGGGUUAGACCAAUUAGUUAAUAUAAAGUACUUGAAUUUUGCUGAUAACUUUAUAACCAGCUUGAAGAGCAUACCAUCGAAUCUUGGAAACUUAGUUACUUUGAAUUUCAACAAUAAUAAAUUGACCAACUUGGAUGGGUUAGAGAGAUUGGCCUCGUUGGAAAAGAUCGACUUGCGAAAAAACAAGCUUGGCACUAUGAAGAGCUUGAAACCUUUAGUUCAGUUGGCGGGAACAACAAAAUUAGACAAUGUGUAUAUAUCACACAAUCCUUUGCCCAAAAAUUAUCGAGUUGAUUUGUUCAACCUAUUCAAUGGAAUAAGAUACAAAAAUGCAGUUAAGAUCGACGACUCAAGACCAGGGUAUUUUGAAAAAGCAAUGAUGUUGGACCAAGAGAGUUCCGUUAGGAAUUUGGCUCAAUUUUUGGGCCAAACAAACACUACUCAUCAACACCAAUGUCAAAACUCGGCGCAAUUACCUGAAUCCUUGAUGUCGACCAAAACUCUUGCCACGACAGAGACCACCGAGACGGAUACAACAGCAACCAGCAUCGAAAAAACCUCUGGCUUUUCUCCAUCUAGUACAGUGUCAAAGCAGGAUGAGAUAGUCCACACAAUUCGGAACCUUCACUUGGACACAUCAAAUAAGCAGCGUAGUCCACAACAACCAGUUGUUGGACCAGCAAAGGUAAAGAGAUACGACUUAUCACACACAAUUUUAUCCACUUCAAUAUCUCUACUUUCUCAACCCAGCUCACCCUUACACACAAACUCAAACAUCACAAACAAGAUAGACUCCCCAAAUCUGAUGAAAAUGACACAUCUAAACUCAUCAACCUCGUCCAUACCGUCAGCUCCAUCAAUGAAGAGAUCAAAUACAUUGGUGGACAUUGAAAAUCAUAAUCCUGCACCAAGUAUUGUCACACCAGUUCAGGUCACUGCGAGAAUGAGCACUUGA